AUGAAAGGCGCUCAAAUUUUAGCGAUGCUUGACCAGGGUCUUCGACUAUCACGACCAACGCGAUGUCCAGAGGCAAUCUACAGUGUAAUGCAACAAUGCUGGAAUGCCGAAGGUGUACAUCGGCCGUCUUUCUCCGAGUUAGUUCUUACAAUGUCGCGAUUGGCUAAAGGACCUCUCUUUCCCAACAACUUUUCCACUUGCCAUGCUGAUAAUACUGACCAGCAACAACAACAACGCGGAAGUUCCACAAAAACGACUGAAAGUGGCGAUUCAUCCGCGUGUGCCUUUGCCUUCUUUUGA
This is a messenger RNA of Rodentolepis nana, 300 nucleotides long. The record is from the annotation of a GenBank genome assembly. NCBI's taxonomy places the organism in Eukaryota, Metazoa, Platyhelminthes, Cestoda, Cyclophyllidea, Hymenolepididae.